Messenger RNA from Anguilla anguilla (European eel), 1596 nucleotides. RefSeq names its product protein kinase C and casein kinase II substrate protein 3. The record is from RefSeq and is a predicted model, not a curated record. The transcript has 10 exons. Gene Ontology annotation, cellular component: endosome; cytoplasm; plasma membrane. Gene Ontology annotation, biological process: regulation of endocytosis; cytoskeleton organization; plasma membrane tubulation. Gene Ontology annotation, molecular function: protein binding; phospholipid binding. NCBI's taxonomy places the organism in Eukaryota, Metazoa, Chordata, Actinopteri, Anguilliformes, Anguillidae. Bases 119 to 1291 code for a protein of 390 amino acids.
GGAGGGAAGGAGAGAGAGAGGGAGGGACAGGGAGAGAGGGAGAGAGACCUACUUUUAAAAAGUCGAGGAACGAGAGCAACGACGCAAACAGUGGAGUGGAGUGAAAGGGGCCUCCGCCAUGUCAUCCAUCCUGAAAGAGACGGCCCUCCUGGAGGACACCAACAACGAGAGCUUCUGGAUGCCGGGUAACUACCAGCGCACGGUGAAGCGGACCCAGGGCUCCUUCCAGGUGUGCAACGAGCUGGUGGCCUGCUUCCAGGAGCGGGCGCGGGUGGAGCGGCAGUACGCGCAGCACCUGAGCGACUGGAGCAGCAAGUGGAAGCCCCUGGUGGAGAACAGCCCGCUGUACGGGUCCCUGCUCCAGGCCUGGCAGUGUUUCCUCACCUCGGCCGACCGCCUCUCCGAGCUGCACUCCACCAUCUGCAAGUCUCUGGUGUCGGAGGACGGCGAUCGGGUGAAGACCUGGCAGAAGGAGACCUUCCACAAGAAGAUGUUCUGCGGCUUCCGCGAGUCGCAGGACCUGGAGUCGGGCUUCUCGAGAGCUCAGAAGCCCUGGGCCAAGAGGCUGAAAAAGCUGGAGAAGGCCCGGGGGAACUUCCACAAGGCGGCCCGCAAGGAGCAGGCGGCUCGGGACCGGGAGGCGCACGCCCAGGGGAACCCCGAUAUCGCCAUCGAGAAGCAGAGGAAGAUACAAGAGCAGAGGGAAGAGACUGAGGAGGAGACAAAGAAGAUGCGCCUGCGCUACGAGAAGGUGCUGGAGGAAGUGUCGCGGUACGCCCCCCGCUACAUGGAGGAAAUGGAGUGCAUCUUCGACCAAUCGCAAGAGGAGGAGAGGAAGAGGAUCAGCUUCCUGAAGCAAGCCUUCCUGUCCAUACACAGACACCUGGACAUCACCAACAACGACAGUGUGAAGGCCGUGUACAGCGAGCUCCACCACGUCAUCAUGUCCAUAAACGAGCAGGAGGACCUGCGCUGGUGGAGGAACCACCGCGGACCGGGCAUGCCCACCGACUGGCCCCAGUUCCAGGACUACGCUCCCGUAGAGAAACCGAAGAAGGAGAAGAGGCCGAUGGAGGUGAAAGAGCCACUUGAGAGAAACGUGAUGAUUGGAGGAGUGAAAGUUAGAGCUCUGUAUGACUACGUGGGACAGGAACCGGACGAGCUCUCCUUUAAAGCAGGCGAGACGUUCCUGAAGAUUGAAGAUGAGGACGACCAGGGCUGGUGUCGGGGGAUCAAGGAUGAUGGGAAGGAAGGCUUGUACCCGGCUAAUUACAUAGAAGUUGUGCUGUAACUCAAACUCGCCACUAGGGGGGGGGAUACUAAGCGAUUAAACCCGUGGGGCCUGGAGUCUCAGCAGUGGUUUUUUUUUUUUCCCCCCCGAGCUUCGCUCUGUUUACCUGAACACACUGCAGCGCCUUUAUUUCUUCAGUUGGAUUUUUGCGGGUCGGUUUGGAAGAUUUUGCAUGUCUGCCCUUGCGUUGGUCUGCGUGUGUCUCCAUUGGAGGUUUCAUUUAAAUGAGAUUUACCCACAUGCAAAAACAGUCAGUUAAUGUCACUUUAAAAAAGAGGACAUUUUUGUAUUAAUUGAGAAAAAAA